UCCACAUGCUCCAUAUUGCAAAGUCGACAGCACAUUGCGCAGCAUCGUCGGCAUCGCUUGCUUUCCGUGCGAUUGGAUUCUUUCGCUGUGCCAUCUCAAAGUAUAGUCUCAGACCGUCAGACUUUGGAGUUUCAGUCCGAGCACCAUCUCACAGCAGGCAAAAUGAGAGCAGCAAGAUACUACGGCAAGGAAGACAUCCAGAUCAAGGACGACAUAGCCAUCCCGGAAUGUGGACCAGGACAGGUGCAGAUCUCGCCAGCUUACGUGGGCAUAUGUGGAACAGACCUGCAUGAGUACUUGGGAGGACCGAACUUCUCGCCUACCUCACCACAUCCAGUCACUGGAGAGAAGAUUCCCAUCACCAUCGGACACGAAUUCUCGGGAACAGUGACAAAGGUCGGAGAUGGCGUGUCGAAGCUCAGAGCCGGAGACAAAGUUGCUGUACAGCCUUCGAUAUACUGUGGCCAAUGCGGAGCAUGCAAAGUGCACGCUGAAAAUGCGUGCCCGAAAGGUGGUUUUGUGGGCUUAUCAGGAGGCGGCGGUGGCAUGAGCGAGUUCGUGGUAGUACCUCAAGAAGCCUGCUUUCCGCUGCCCUCAAACGUCGAUCUCGACAUUGGCGCCCUCGUGGAGCCGCUAUCAGUAGCAUGGCACGCUGUAGCCGCUACUCCCGUUGAGCCCAAUUGUCUGGUGAUUGGAGGAGGCCCAAUCGGUCUCGCAGUGAUACAAGUACUUUUAGCACAAGGCGCGAAGAAGGUGAUAUGUGCUGAAGUGGCCACGAAGCGUCAAGAAUUCGCUCGGGAGUUUGGUGCACAUCAUGUGCUUGAUCCAACCAAGGUCAACAUUGAAAGCACAUGCCUCGAGCUCUGUGGUGGGCUCAAUGGACCCGAUAUCGUCUUCGACUGUGCGGGAGUGCCCAAGUCGUUGGAAACAGCUUGCAAGACUGUUCGCUCACGAGGCACUGUCGUUAAUGUGGCCAUUUGGGAAAAGGAAGUGCCGUUCAAUCCAAACUGGCUGGUGUUCAGAGAAGCAACCUACAAGGCAGUAUUAGGUUAUCAAGCUAAGGAUUUUCAAGGAGUGAUAGAUGCUCUGGGCCAAGGCAAGCUGGAGCCUCACAGCAUGAUAACUAGCAAGAUCUUGAUGGAAAAGUUGGUACAAGACGGGUAUCUCGCUCUGAUUCAUGAGAAGGACAAGCACGUCAAGAUCUUGGUCGAUGUCCAAGCGUCUUUGUAGUUCUGCUGCAUUCUUUCUGUAGUCCAAAUAUCAGGCAAGGUGCGGAUGAUCG
Sphaerulina musiva SO2202 is the source of this 1282-nucleotide messenger RNA. Its product is annotated as GroES-like protein. Lineage: Eukaryota; Fungi; Ascomycota; Dothideomycetes; Mycosphaerellales; Mycosphaerellaceae. Gene Ontology annotation, biological process: butanediol biosynthetic process. Gene Ontology annotation, molecular function: (R,R)-butanediol dehydrogenase activity; zinc ion binding. Bases 163 to 1230 code for a protein of 355 amino acids. Gene Ontology annotation, cellular component: cytoplasm. The record is from RefSeq and is a predicted model, not a curated record. The transcript has 5 exons.